CUAACCCUAACCUAAGAAUGAGUGUGUGUGGGAUGUGGGCUUUGGAGGGGGCAUGAGUGUGUGUGUCUCAGAAAAGAGGCAGAAUGCCACCUCUGAAUCUUGGUUGUAACAUUCCCAGUGAAAUGUGAUAUUGAAACACCUCCCUCAGCAACUGGAUCCUGGACAUCCCUACUACACACUGUAUGGCCUCUCCAAUACAACCACAGUACAUAGGGUGUCACCUGUACUCUAUCAACACCCACCACGGGUCAGAGUUGAGGAUCGUGGCAGCCAUCAGAAACAAGCUCCUCCUCAUCACCAGGAAACAGCCCCGCCCCGAUGGCACGGGCGCCCUCGCCGCCACAACCGACUCGCCCGUGGACCAGUUCCAAUACAUACGGGAAAUCUGUCUGUGUGAAACUCCGGUGGUGAUGGCUUUGGUGGAUGGUCCUACAGGGAGAAACGACAACAUGAUCUGUGUGGCCUACAAACACCAGUUUGACCUGAUCAAUGAGAGCACCGGGGGACGCAUACAGGCUGCACCACGUAGACGCCAACCGGUGUACCUGGUUGGUUAA
This is a messenger RNA of Oncorhynchus masou masou (cherry salmon), 557 nucleotides long. Its product is annotated as GTPase-activating Rap/Ran-GAP domain-like protein 3. NCBI's taxonomy places the organism in Eukaryota, Metazoa, Chordata, Actinopteri, Salmoniformes, Salmonidae. The transcript has 4 exons. Bases 183 to 557 code for a protein of 124 amino acids. The record is from RefSeq and is a predicted model, not a curated record.